CACAACAUUCAGUGCAUGGAGUGCCCGUGGCGUGGAGAAGAUCAUCAUAUCAUUCUGCCUUGAAUUAAUUCAAGAAAAAAGAAAAAAAAAAAAAAACGGCUCUCAGACAGGAACCGGCUCUUAUCUUUCAAUUAAAAGAGUCGGCUCUUUGAACCGACUCGUUUGUGACCAGCCCAUCUCUAGUCUGGAGCAUCACAUCACAACAUUGUCCUGCUGCUUUGUUCGAGGGGACAGAAAAGCAUCGCACUUGUCUUCGAUGAAGUGUGUAUGAAACCAGGCAAUGUCCACCAUGGUGUAUCCACGUGAAGAAGCUUUGGAGCGACUGAGCCAGGAUGAGAUCGUCCUUAACACUAAGGCCGUCAUGCAGGGCCUGGAGACGCUGCGCGGCGAACACGCCCAGCUCCUCAACUCGCUGCUGGACUGCACCCAGCCGCCCGCCGCCCAGGAGAAAUCUGGGCUGCUCCGCAAGAGUCUGGAGGCCAUCGAGCUGGGCCUGGGAGAGGCACAGGUGAUCAUCGCCCUGUCGAGCCACCUGAGCGCCGUGGAGUCUGAGAAGCAGAAGCUGCGCGCCCAGGUGCGUCGGCUCUGCCAGGAGAACCAGUGGCUGCGUGACGAGCUGGCGGGGACGCAGCACAAGCUGCAGCGCAGCGAGCAGAGCGUCGCCCAGCUUGAGGAGGAGAAGAAGCACCUGGAGUUCAUGAACCAGAUUAAGAAGUUCGACGACGACGUCUCGCCCUCGGAGGAGAAGAGCCAGAGCGCCGGUGGCGGCGGUGGAAGCGGGAGCGGAGGAGACACUUCAAAGGACAAUCUGGAUGACUUGUUCCCCAACGAUGAUGACCAGGGACCAGCGCAGCCCAGCGGCGAGGUGGCUGCCCAGCAGGGAGGCUACGAGAUCCCGGCCCGCCUCAGGACGCUGCACAACCUGGUGAUCCAGUACGCCUCCCAGGGGAGGUACGAGGUGGCCGUGCCGCUGUGCAAACAAGCCCUGGAGGACCUGGAGAAGACGUCUGGACACGACCACCCCGACGUGGCCACCAUGCUCAACAUCCUGGCUUUGGUGUACAGGGAUCAGAAUAAAUACAAAGAAGCGGCUCACCUCCUGAAUGAUGCGCUGGCUAUCAGAGAGAAGACGCUGGGGAAGGAUCAUCCAGCGGUGGCCGCAACCCUCAACAACCUGGCGGUCCUGUACGGCAAGAGGGGCAAAUACAAGGAGGCUGAACCUCUCUGCAAGAGAGCGCUGGAGAUCAGAGAGAAGGUGUUGGGGAAAUACCACCCAGAUGUAGCCAAGCAGCUGAACAACCUGGCCCUGCUGUGCCAGAACCAGGGCAAGUACGACGAGGUGGAGUACUACUACAGACGAGCCCUGGAGAUCUACGAGUCCAAACUGGGAGCUGACGACCCCAACGUGGCCAAGACCAAAAAUAACCUGGCUACGUGCUACCUGAAGCAGGGGAAGUUCAAAGAUGCCGAGGCUCUGUACAAAGAGAUCCUGACCAGGGCACACGAGAAGGAGUUUGGAUCCGUCAACAAUGACAACAAGCCAAUCUGGAUGCACGCAGAGGAGAGAGAGGAGAGCAAGGGUAAACGUAAGGACUCUGGCCCGUAUGUAGAGUAUGGAAGCUGGUAUAAAGCCUGCAAGGUGGACAGCCCGACAGUGAACACAACCCUGAAAAGCUUGGGAGCUCUGUACCGUCGCCAGGGCAAACUGGAGGCAGCAGAAACACUGGAGGAGUGCGCCAGCAAGUCACGUAAACAGGGUAUUGAUGCCAUUAACCAGAGUAAGGUGGUGGAGCUGCUGAAGGACGGUGGAGGCGGAGGAGGCGACAGACGACACAGCAGGGAAGGAUUCAAUGGGCCAGGGGGACAGCGGGGAGAGAACGAGGGCGACGACUCCGCUGAGUGGAACGGGGAUGGUAACGGGUCUCUGCGUCGCAGCGGCUCCUUCGGGAAGAUUCGUGACGCCCUGAGAAGGAGCAGCGAGAUGCUGGUGAAGAAGCUGCAGGGGAGCGGACCGCAAGAACCACGCAACCCAGGAAUGAAGAGAGCAAGCUCCCUCAACUUCCUCAACAAGAGCAAUGAGGAGACCACACAGGACGCCAACUCCGGACUCUCGGACUGCAGGGGACUAAGCGCCAGCAACGUGGACCUAUCCAGACGCAGCUCCCUGAUUGGCUAGACAGAGACGGAAGGCGGGACUCAGGAGACACAGAGCGGCCCGGCGAGGAGAGGCUGUUUGCAGCUCGGUUUGAUCAAACAAACACACUUAAAGCUCAAAGCGAGAUCAAACACUUGCACCUGCAGCAUAUUUUUUAAAGAACACUGAGAGAGAGAAAAAACACACUAAACGUCAUCCUGUAAGACACGGCCGCCGCCGCCGCUGCUUCGCUGUACAAACCGUUGCCAUCUACCACUAAAGAGAAUAUUUAGAUACACAUUAAUCAGCAUGCUGCUUACUAGAACGUGGAAUGUCUGCACCUGAACGCCUCGUGUUUUUGACUCAUAGCACCGUAGCAAAGCAUCGCAUCCACAUCGUGAUGAGUCCGUCUCUUCAUGUGCAGACACUCAACCUUACGUAGGCUAAAUGUACUCCGGGUUCAGUUCAGAGAGAAGCGUUGCACUCUGUAUAUUUCACCAGUAGCAUGAAGUAUCUGCUGAUGCUAAACGCCCAUUGAAUGCAUAUCACAGAUGGUUAAACAUUUUAACAGGGGAAGUCAGAGGUAUAAAAGAGAAUA
Sebastes umbrosus (honeycomb rockfish) is the source of this 2732-nucleotide messenger RNA. RefSeq names its product kinesin light chain 2 (gene klc2). Gene Ontology annotation, cellular component: membrane-bounded organelle; kinesin complex; cytoplasm. The transcript has 14 exons. Gene Ontology annotation, molecular function: kinesin binding. Gene Ontology annotation, biological process: microtubule-based movement. NCBI's taxonomy places the organism in Eukaryota, Metazoa, Chordata, Actinopteri, Perciformes, Sebastidae. The coding region runs from base 281 to 2176 and encodes 631 amino acids. The record is from RefSeq and is a predicted model, not a curated record.